AUGAUACAGAGACUGCAGCUGGAGCAGGAUCAUCGGAUUGCCCUGGAGGGAGGGAACCCUGGCCUCACCCCCACCUGUAGGCUCACUCCCCACCCCUUCGUGUCCCCUAGGUCCACCAGGAACAAUCAGGACAAGCAACACGAGGAGAAGAGACUAGCAUUUGCUGAUGAAGAGUUUAAGAAAUUUGUCUUUGAGAGGAAAAAGAAACCCAAUUCUCCACAUGGGACCCACUCUGCUGCAUCGAAGGAUAAACGCAAGCAGGCUCAAGCUACAGGUGCCAAUACCGCGGAGAAUGAGGAAACAGCCAGAAAUAGAUUGUUUACCCGAGCACUGUACGACACUGAAGAGGAAGAGGAUGAAGAAGGUAACAGCUCAGGAUCUGACUUCAUGCAUGAAAGUGACUCUGAUGAGUAUUCCGAUUGGAUGGGGGAUACAGGCAGUAAUCUGCAACCUCCAAAGCGUACGUCACAGCGGCAGAGAAAACGGAAACGCUUCACAUCCACAGAAGAUGAUCCAGAUGAUGAUGAUGAAGAUGACGAUGAUGAUGACAAUGAUAAAGACAAUGACCAGGACAGCGGCAGUAAUGUGGAGAGGAAGCCAAAGAAAACAAAACCUCCACCAAAGAAAAAGAAGAAGAAAGUUGUCAAGCACCAACAACCCAAGAUGCCACCAGGUGUUACAGAACUCUCUGAAGCAUUC
Molecule: messenger RNA, 699 nt
Organism: Haliotis rubra (blacklip abalone)
Lineage: Eukaryota; Metazoa; Mollusca; Gastropoda; Lepetellida; Haliotidae
Product: nucleolin-like
Exons: 7
Source: RefSeq, a predicted model, not a curated record